This is a messenger RNA of Penicillium manginii, 1101 nucleotides long. RefSeq lists its product as uncharacterized. Lineage: Eukaryota; Fungi; Ascomycota; Eurotiomycetes; Eurotiales; Aspergillaceae. The record is from RefSeq and is a predicted model, not a curated record. Bases 1 to 1101 code for a protein of 366 amino acids. The transcript has a single exon.
AUGAUUUCUCAAACAAAUUACGAAAGCUCAGUGGGUGAAACUGGAUCUGCCCCUGAAGCUGAAAAUAUCAGUUCAAAUGACGCUACGGCAUUUACAUUGAGAGAUGUCAAUCAGCAGACGAAGGAAAUUAGUGACUUAAGCGGAAGCGGUUUGCCAAUACUUGAAUUGCUCAAUGCUCGUCGUCUAUUACAGAAAAACUUAGAGGAGCAUACAAAUUCGGAGGAAAUAUCACACACGCUGUAUGAUCGAGACUUGGAUCAAGCCUUUUAUCCUGGUUUUGACAGCAAAAAUAUCGACAAGACAAAAAUGGAAGAAGAGUCCAAAGCGCUAUUCAUGAGUUUGACCCGAGACGACAAAGAAGCUAUGGCAGAAUCGGGGAAGUUGACCCGAGAAGACCAAGACGAGAUAUUGACUGCAUAUCAACUUAACCUUAACCAUCAAAAUGUCAACUACGCCCGAGUGAAUUCCGAGAGCCACUCAGCUGAAGCAGCCGAAGCAGCCGAGGCGGUGGCACAGGAUGAAGCUUUAUCGAAAGGGAAGAAAGACAUUAAAUUCAAGGACGCUGUAGGAAGGAAAUUCACCUUUCCUUUCGAGCUAGUCCAAACAUGGCGAGUAUGUCUGCCCCAUCCCUUUUGGUGCUGCAUGAAAAAAAAAAUUAAUGAUCGCAUACAGGGCAUGGAGGAUUUGAUAAAGCAAUGUUUUUUGCAUAUUGAGGUCAUCGAGCCACAUGUUGCUGAGGGCCACUAUGAUUUAGUGGGCCCAAAUGGUGAUAUAAUUCUCCCAGAAGUCUGGGAAAAUGUCAUCGAGCCUGACAUGAUAAUCACCAUGCAUAUGUGGCCCGUCCCCGAAAAGACGGAAGAGCCAGAGACAGACCUAGACGCUACUUAUAACGCCUCAAAUUUACCAACAUCGGACACGCCGGAUAUAAGUAAGCUCAUCCUAAAGGCUACAUUUUCUUCCUUUUGUUUGCGUUCAAAUCUAGUAUUCAAUUCACCAGCAAUGGUUAACACAAUUUGGUCUUUAGGAAUUGUUAAAGAGGAGCGAUCUCUAGCUGGGCAGAUGACCACUCCGAACCAGCAAAUUUCAAGUAACGCUAAGUAA